Notolabrus celidotus (New Zealand spotty) is the source of this 4823-nucleotide messenger RNA. RefSeq names its product SH3-domain GRB2-like endophilin B2a (gene sh3glb2a). Gene Ontology annotation, cellular component: cytoplasm; membrane. Gene Ontology annotation, biological process: membrane organization. The transcript is spliced from 11 exons. Gene Ontology annotation, molecular function: protein binding. The record is from RefSeq and is a predicted model, not a curated record. The coding region runs from base 114 to 1262 and encodes 382 amino acids. NCBI's taxonomy places the organism in Eukaryota, Metazoa, Chordata, Actinopteri, Labriformes, Labridae.
CCCCCGCGGUCACGUGACUCUUGGCGUGUACCAUCAUCACAUCCAGCCGCUGUGUCGUGUUCUCUGCCUCAUAUUAACGUUAAGGUGUUUAAACAGAUAUUAAAACAAACAGGAUGGACUUUAACGUGAAGAAGUUAGCCUCAGGGGCCGGCCUGUUCUUCACUCGAGCUGUCCAGUUCACAGAGGAGAAGCUGGGACAGGCGGAGAAGACAGAGUUGGAUGCCCACUUUGAGAGCCUGAUGAGCCGUGCAGACUGCACCAAACACUGGACUGAUAAAAUCUACAGACAGACUGAGGUCCUGCUGCAGCCCAACCCAAGUGCCAGAAUUGAGGAAUUUCUCUAUGAAAAGUUGGACAGGAAGGUGCCAUCCAGAAUUACCAACGCAGAGCUGCUGGGGCAAUACAUGCAAGAUGCAGCAAAGGAGUUUGGUCCAGGAACUCCAUACGGGAGCACUCUGAUCGAGGUGGGAGAAUGCGAGAGGAGAUUAGGAGCAGCAGAGAGAGAGUUCCUCCAGACAUCAGCCAUCAGCUUUCUCACCCCACUCAGGAACUUUCUGGAAGGAGACUGGAGGACCAUUUCAAAAGAACGGCGCCUUCUGGAGAACCUUCGCCUGGACCUGGAUGCCUGCAAGACCCGUCUGAAGAAGGCCAAGCAGGCCGAGGCCAAAGCCACUAUGGCUCCAGACUUCCAGGAGACCAGACCCCGUAACUAUGUGCUCUCUGCCAGUGCCUCUGCGCUCUGGAGUGAGGAAGUGGAAAAAGCUGAACACGAGCUCCGAGUGGCCCAAACAGAGUUCGACCGCCAAGCAGAGGUCACACGGCUGCUUCUGGAGGGCAUCAGUAGUACACAUGUGAACCAUUUGCGCUGUCUGCAUGAGUUUGUGGAGGCCCAAGCUGCUUACUAUAAGCAGUGUCAAUUCCACAUGCAGGAACUACAGAAAGAGCUGAAGAGGCUCCCCAAUGCUUUCACCCUGAACUCCACGCACGCCGUGGCUCCUGCUGACCCUGCAUCAGACGGUACCAGCAGCCCCGUGGAGACAGACACGCUGAAGAUUGAGGAAGUCCAGGCCCCAGCGACAGGAACCCGCAAGGCCAAAGUCCUCUACGAUUACGACGCUGCUGACUCAAGUGAGCUCUCCCUUUUAGCUGAUGAGCUCAUCACAGUUUACACGGUGCCGGGGAUGGACUCUGACUGGCUGGUGGGAGAGAGAGGCAAUCAGAAAGGAAAAGUGCCUGUGACAUACCUGGAGCUGCUCAGCUAAAGAACACACACACAUACACAUUUACACACAUACACAUUUACACACACACACACACACACACACACACACACACACACACACACACACACAAACACACACACACACACACACACGUGCAUGCGCAUGUGCAUGUGUGUGAGUGGAUACGACUAAAAGCCAUUAGGAUUUUUUCAUUCACUGAGGUUAUUUCACAUUCUUACACUCCCCUUUCACCUUCAGUCACACUCCUUCAGUACGCAACAUGUUGAGUUUAACUUAAACACACACACACACACACACACACACACACACACACACACACACAUACACACACACACACACACACACACACGAACACACACACACACCUACAUACACACACACACCUACAUACACACACACACACACACACACACACACACGAACACACACACACACACACACACACACCACACACACACACACACACACAAUCACACACACAAACACACACACACACACACACACCUACACACACCCACACACACACCCCCACACACACACACACACACACACACACACACACACACACACACACUGGUCCCUGACCUUCUCAGAGCACACUGACAGCAGGGAUAAUGGAGACCUUGUUACACUGGGAUCAGGACUUUCCCAUGUAGGAACAUUAACAUUCCUCUUUGUUUGGGGGGAUGAGUUCAAGUUUAUUUCUUAUUUAUUGUUUAUUUAUUUUUGUGAAGGCUCGGGUGGACCUUUCAGGAUCAUGAGAGUGAACAGCUGUGAAACACUUUUUCACGAAGUGAAAAUGACUAAAAGCUGAUUUAUACCUCCAUGUCAGCCCCUACUCAGCAGGGUCUGACCACAUACUUGUGCGUGUGGUCUCUCUGAUAGCCGGUCACCUGCUUCCAGCCCCCGCUACGAUCUCUGUUUCCUUUUCCACAGUGAUUCAGAGCGUGUUUUGUUAAUCUACAGCUGAUACAUGUUGCUGUUUAUCAUACAGACAUGAUUACAUGAAGAAUAGAGAGGAGGAGAUGAAAUACACGGACGAUGAGCGGGGAAAUGCAGGAAAUACAACCCCACCGAGCCGACAAAUCACAGGGCUUACGGUCUGCGUCGAUUCUACACGUAGUUACAUUUUGGAGGAGGUGCAUGUCAGCUACGUGUGAACACAGAAUAAAGUCAGUGCAGUAUGUCCAGCCUGUCUAGGAUUAAAGCAUCUUUUUGUUUAUUUCUCCUCAUUUAAUUACAUGUUGAAGUCUCUGUAUCAUCAAACUGACAGACAAGAACGUCCUCCCCCCUCUCAUGGAUUCCCAGCUGUGUGACUGACCCCUUUCCAAGUGAGAACAGUUAGGUGAGGUUAAGCAGACGCACACAAACACACACACGAGAGGGAUGAUGAAUGUCUGACCCCCCAAAGUGAGGUUAUAAGGGGGCCGGCCUGUUUCAGAAUAUGACACAGCUCUGGUGUAAGAGGAAGUGAGAAGAAAUGCGGGGAAACCACAUCAUAACAAACAGGCUGUGACGUUGACGCGGGUGUCUCACUGCCGGUUGCAGACAAACCGAUCAUGACUCUUUGUUUCAAGCUCUCACAGUAAAGAGGAAGAUGUCACUGCUUUCAAGUAAAAGCACUGAAACUCGCUCUGUCUGCUCGGUUCGCUCUGUUCGCUCGGUUCCUCACGUUUCUUUAAGCGUGACAUGGACAGGAUUUCAUUUCCUUCUUCAGCUGUUUUGUUUUUUUCUUCAACCAAAGCUUAAAAUUAACAAGCUAACACUGAAGAUCCAUAACUUUAAAAACAGUAAAUAAAGUUGUAUUUUUGGAUGCAUUCAUGCUGAACUCUCAGACAGCAGAUUUGCCUUAACCGCUAACUGAACUGAAUGUCAUUUCUAGAUGAUUUUACUCACAGAUUAAACAUUUUGUUGACUUUAGGAUGGAACAUUAAUUACAUUUUUUUUUUUUUUUUACAGUUUUCCUCUUCUAGACUUUUCUGUGGAAGAGGAUAAGGGCCACUGAAAAAAAUGUUUAUAUAUUUAUUAUUAUUAUUAUGAGAAAAAAGUCAGGAUUCUGACCUUAAUCUCAGAAUUCUGACUUUAAUCUCAGAAUUCUGACUUUAAUCCACUGAAAAAAAAAAUUAUUCAGGUCCAAUAUAUUUUGUUUAUUAUUAUUAUUCUGAAAAAAGUCAGAAUUCUGACCUUAAUCCCCGAAUUCUGACUUUUUUCCCAGAACAAUAAUAUUAAAAAAACAUAUAUAUGACCUUAAUUAUUUUUUUCAGCUGGCCUAAUCCACUUUCGUACUUUUCUCUUUUUUUAUUUAUUUAAUUGUAUUUAUUUAUUUAUUUUUUGCCUCUCAUACCAUUGAACUAUGGAGUCACAGAAGUGAAUAAUAAAAUAUGUGUGGAAAUAUAAAGAGAAAUAUAUAAAGUAUGCAAUCGAAUAAAAGACACAGAAAUAAUAUCCAUAAAUAAAUGUGAAAUUAAAUAAAUGUAUUAUAAAAAAAUUAAAGUCAGUAUUAAAUUUCGUUUCACUUUUUCUCUUGAGAAUAUCAAAACAAUACAAAGAUAUUUAUCAAUGAUUUUAAUACCAUUUUAAUAACAUGAUCAAAAACUCAUUGGUUAGAGUUAUUAAUGUUAAAAAGUGAAAGCAAAACAUGCAUGAGCUCAAUAAACACAUUAACGCAACUUUUAUUUCCUUCUGCAUUUGAUUCUGUAUUGAUUCUCUCAUUCCUCUUUAUUCUUCCACAUUUAUUGAUCCUUCUUUUGGUUAUUAUUUCUGUGGCAGCGCUGUGACUCCUCGACCCUCAGCACUAACAGUGUUAUGUUUGUCCAACCUGUGACACAAACAAACACACACACACACACACACACACACACACAAACACACGCACACUCCCGUCCUAACUGCCCUUAAGAUGAUGGGAAAGACCUGCUGAUGCCGUCUGCUGCACUCCAAGAAUGUGCUCUUCACCACAACAUGUCCAGAAACUGAAUGUCCACCACAAACAGCAUGCUCGACUGUAACCUCCUCUGAUCAUCAGUCUCUGAGUGAUUCAGGUUUUGGCCUUGAGUGUUAAUUGAAUCCACACGUCUCCCUGUCUGCUGCUGCCGUCCCGUCUGCUAAUACUUUGAAGUGUCUUCAGUCUUAGUGCUGCAUGUGCUACAGCUCGUAGCCUGUCCAGCUGGACGUGUAUGUGUUUUAUGAUCAUAUGAUGUGUAGCUAAGUAUGUUUGUGUGAGAUCUGGAGCACACAAACUAGAUGUGCUCCCUCUCAUCCAGUUUGUGUACAUGCAUGCACUCUAUCAGUUUCAAAGUUCCGUUUUCUGUGAAACCAGCCCAGCGUUUGGACACGUGACCUGCUGGUGGCUGGUGGACUCGGUGGUUACGGCGUGAUCGGAUCAUUAUUGUGCCCCCUGCUCUUUCCUAUUGUGCUUAUUUCACACAUUUUAAGAGAUUUCCUUUUUCAGAUAUGUUUUUUAUGCUGAUGUGGUUCUGUUGUACCAGUAUGAUUUCGUUAAAUACGUAUUGCCUGAUCUUUAACCAUGCUGAGUGAACGAAAUGUCUGGGAUUUAAUAAAAAGUUUGAUUUCCUUGAA